CGUGCAUGAAACAGCAGAGAUGUGACAGAAGUUAAGUAGGCCUAAAUUAUGCAGAGCUCAGGACUGCAUGUGUUAAUGUGAUGUCAUUUUCUACUCUAAAAAAAAACAUAGAGAGAAAUCUUUUCAAAGAAUCAACGUUUAUUUUGACCAUAAAAUUUGUACCACUCUACUGCACAUGUGAAUGUACAUGUGAUUCAGAUCUAACCGUGAUCCCGUGCAGUUUAGGGGAAGCUGCAGUUUUCCAAAUGUCAAUGUGUGGACUUUGAACCGACAGAUUGUGCUAAAAUAGUGAGAGUUGAAUUCUGUGGCUUUUAAGCCUAUGCUUCAGGAAGAAUGAAAGAAUCUAAUACCCCAAAACAGAUUCCCAAGAGAGGGAAAGGUCGAAAAAGUGCUAGUCAUGUUGAUAAAGAUGAAACUGUGCUGGAAGAGAUAGGGAAAGACGACGGGAAUGAAGCAGUGCAAGACGUAGACAAUGCCAGUCCUGUAACAGUUAAACACAAAAGAUCAAAGUCGUCUGUUCCACAGGAAGUGGGUGAUGGGAAUUCAACCGGUGAGGAUAGCGGCGCUGGAGAAGCUUCUGAAAGCAACGGUUCUGGACGAACAAGCACAGAGACAAAGAAAAAUGAACUUUUGGAUAAAAGUUUGGCUGUUUCCUCAGAUGAAGGAGGAAGCACUAGGAAUCGAAGGAAGUCGAGAAAUCCGCAGAGGCGAGGAACCUGUCAGGAUGAGUCUGAGGACCUGGCAGGGGAGACAACCAAACCGGAGGGCAAACAAAGAGGGAGAAAGUCUCGGAAGCAAGGCCAGCCCAAACGAUCCUCUGUCGAUCCGAUCUACGGAGAUCAUGUGGUUGAUAUGGAGAUGGAUGAGCUGAUGCGGAAGUUUGGGAACAGUGAAGAUGACUGGGAAGAAGAAACAACUCCAGCAAAGAAGAAAAGGCAAGGCCGAGCAAAGAAACCUCCUCCAACUCCACAGAUUCAGUUCCCAACUCAGUGUGUCAGGUGUGGUUUGCUCUUUGACAAUCAGUCAGACAUGAGCAAGCAUAUGAUGGCGGCCCACCAAGCAUUGUGGACAGAGGAUUGUCCAGAAGGACGGACAGACAGACGGGCAUUAGGAGCGAUACUGAAAGCCAUGAAGAAACUGAAAUGUCCAAACUGUGACAACACACAGAGAUUCCUCCACGCUUACAUGGACCAUAUAGAGUGGUGUGGCAGAGAGCAUGAAACGUACACUUGUGAGAUCUGUAACCAAACUCUGAAGGCAAAGUGGAAGAAAGUUCACAUGAGAGACCAUCGGAACAAGGAGAAAAAGGUGGCCCAACAGGUGUCAGAGGCUUCCAUGGUGGACAAGAAUGGAGACCUGACAUCCCCAUUCAGGAAACAGAGAAAUGCCGCUAAAAGAGCCAUAAAACAUCUGAAAGAUGUACAAGACGACUCUUUACCAGAUGAUGACACCAAAAAAAAGUCAAAAGGAUCUGAUGAUGAAGCUGUCCUUAGCGACCAGUCUGGUGACGAAAGCCAACUCGACAAAAGUGUGAGACAGCCUGCGAAGAAAACAACUCCUCGCAGACCUGGAAAUUACCGCGGCUACAGACUGAACGACACCUGGAACGUCCCAGAUGAACAGGACUUCUUUGAACCCGUCUGGAAUUGGCACACAUCCCUGUGGGAGAACUCUGUUUUUCCAGACCUCUUCCCCAGAAAAAUUGAUUGGUCUGAAAGAUUAACCCAGGAAGACUGCGAGUUCUACUACCCAGUCAGCAAAGAGAGCGUCCAGGUGCGAUUCUCACUCAUCAAUCUCAAGUCCUCCGAAGGCUGCCGUGCCAAUCUGAGGAAAUUUGAGCGGACUGCCCAUGGAGGGUUUUUUGCCGGCGGGCCCGUGUGGGCAACAGCUUGGUGCCCUGUUCCACCUGACAGCCCUCAUGUGCAGUAUGCCACUGUCAGCUGUCACAGGACGAUGGAGGAAGAGCAUGGCAGCAUGGAAGUGUUCAGUGGGCGGGGCCUCAUCCAAAUAUGGGACUGUGGCUUCCUGAAUAUUGAUAGCCCAACCAUUAACCCGGAGUUCACACUGGGGCUGGCUCAUGAUUACGGUUGUGUGUAUGAUAUGUCCUGGUGUCCUGCUGGCUGUGACAGGAAACCACCCAGCAGUGUCGACCAUCAGGGCAAGGAACUGUUACCUCGGCUAGGACUACUGGCCUUGGCUUGUACGGAUGGAACUGUGAGGAUAUUCAGUGUCCCCGACCCCAGGGCUUUACAAGAAGAAGCUGGGACAUCAGAGAGGAUUGUAGUCAAACCUCCUCCAAUAUUUACCCUCAUCUCCACCUUCAAUGAGGAUGACCCGUCCCAUGGCUGCUGUAUGUGUGUGGACUGGGAGACAACCGGAGACAGGAGCCUUAUACUGGCUGGCUACGGGACAGGUCAUGUGUGUAUCUUUGACCUGAACAACCAGUCUACCCUGCUGACCCUGGGGGACUUCACGGGUCACGUAGAAAUCUUCCCGUUCCACACAUUCAUCGCCCAUUCCCUCAAGGUAUCAGCCUGCGAAUGGUCGCCGACGCAAGCAGGUUUCUUCUCUACUGGCAGCCGGGACAAGUGGUUUGCAAUUUGGGACAUCCGGGACACAAGUGACCCUGUGGUGCGUGAAUUUUGCACCCCUAUCACGGGGCUUAGCUGGUCGCAGGUCUGGAGCGAGCCACUGUGUGUCCAGGAUGACAGCUUCUCGUAUACGAACAGUCGUAUUCUGAGCUUAGAUGGUGCAUCAAAGAAAGGGGACCAGAGAAAGGUGGUGAUGCCUGGGGCUCCUGGCUGUAUAUGGACUAUCUGCGUGUCCAACUUCCUGCACACGGCCUUCACAGGGAACAACAUGGGCAUGGUGCUGGGGGACAAACUGGAUGACUCCUCGAGCACCGUGAAGAAAAAGUACCACAAAAAGCGACUUUUUUUCCUGUACGAGCUUGUACCAGAGUUUGAUGCAGAUAACAGGAAGAUUCCGGUUGUCAAGGAAAUAACCAACCAGAGCGAGCUGGAUAAGUCUGUUGAUGACUUCCUGACGCCUGCCAAACCAAAGAGCUCCACUGUGACCAGUACAAAGAAAGGCAAACCUGUGGCCAAAGUGCAGCCAUUGAGGUUAAAGUUUGAUGAAGUGAAAGACAGCUGCUGUUUACAUUUCAAGGAUAACUCCACGUUACAGGUCUCCCAUGGCGUACUGAGUGAUGAACGUUUGUUCUCCAGCGCUUUACAGGACACGCUUCCCGACGAUGACCACCAGAUAUUCCCGCUGCCUGCCAUCUAUUCUGUGAGCUGCAACCCAAACGCUGCCAGCUGUACCUGGGUGAUGACCGGGGGUCAGGCGGGCAUCGUCAGGUUCAGCAAUGUCAGUGGCUUCAUCACCAACGAAGCGCGCACGAUCUUACAGGACGCAGCCUUGUUGUCACCGGGCCUGUCAGAGACUGUGCUACCCAGCAUGUCGUGA
This is a messenger RNA of Liolophura sinensis, 3468 nucleotides long. RefSeq names its product general transcription factor 3C polypeptide 2-like. Gene Ontology annotation, cellular component: transcription factor TFIIIC complex. The transcript has 18 exons. Lineage: Eukaryota; Metazoa; Mollusca; Polyplacophora; Chitonida; Chitonidae. The record is from RefSeq and is a predicted model, not a curated record. Gene Ontology annotation, molecular function: protein binding. Gene Ontology annotation, biological process: transcription by RNA polymerase III. The coding region runs from base 334 to 3468 and encodes 1044 amino acids.